AUGCCGGCGGCGCAAAAUGUCCUCAUUACCUGGGUUCCCUUGCUCGCUCGGUCUUUGACCAAAUUGUCCCCACUCCCCCCCGAUUCUCCGGAAGGGGAAGGUCUUCGCACCCGAGUCCGUCGCACUUGGAGUCGUCUGCUCGAUGGCCACUGCGGCGUCGUCAACGUGAAGCAUCGCGAUGCCCGGUUCGAGGACCUGCCAUGCCAGAUCGCUGCGGUAGUGCCCGAGGGCACGUGGCAGGAUGGAGGCUGGACAGCUUCGGAAUGGUUGAGUAGAGAUGAGGAGCGCAAGAUGGCUCGCUUUGCGCAGUAUGCCAUGGCUGCUUCGGAGGAAGCGCUGGAAGAUGCUGGUUGGAAGCCUACAGCGUUUGAGCAGCGAGAAGCUACGGGCGUAUGCCUAGGGUCUGGGAUUGGGAAUUUUGAUGAGAUUUACGACACGGUCGUGGCUUAUGAGAAAGGGGGAUAUAGAAAGGUGUCUCCCUUGUUCGUCCCCAAGCUCCUGAUCAAUCUCGGGGCUGGACACAUCUCCAUGCGGUAUGGAUUCAUGGGACCCAAUCAUGCCGUCACGACAGCCUGCACAACCGGAGCGCACUCCGUCGGUGAUGCAGCUCGCUUCAUCGCUUGUGGCGAGGCGGACGUGAUGCUGGCCGGCGGCGCGGAAUCGUGUAUUCAUCCUCUAGCAAUCGGUGGCUUUGCCCGAGCGAGAAGCCUGGCCACCGAUUUCAAUGAUGCUCCCGAAAGAGCAUCGAGGCCCUUUGAUGCCGACCGCAAAGGUUUCGUGGUCGGGGAAGGAGCGGCCAUGCUCGUGCUCGAGGAGCUGGAGCACGCAAAGGCUAGAGGUGCCCGUAUCUAUGCAGAGUUGAACGGCUACGGCUGCUCUGGCGAUGCGCACCACAUGACAGCGCCCAAGGAGAAUGGCGAGGGUGCAUGGAUGGCGAUGAAGAAGGCUCUUAAAAACGCCAAAAUUUUGCCUUCUGCGGUGGAUUAUGUCAACGCUCAUGCCACAUCGACGAUUGUCGGUGAUGCUGCAGAGAACGCAGCAAUCAAGUCGCUUCUUCUCGGUCCUGGAGGAAAGCAGGACGCAGCCAAUAUCAACAUCAGUAGCACCAAGGGUGCCGUAGGACAUCUACUCGGUGGCGCGGGCGCUCUUGAGGCCCUAUUUACGGUUCUAUCAAUCCACGAGAAUGUGAUGCCACCAACCAUCAACCUCGAACGUCUAGCGGAAGGGUUUGAUUGCAAUUACGCCCCAAAUGAAACACAGGAGCGCCAGAUCACAGUUGCAUUGACCAACAGCUUCGGGUUUGGAGGGACGAAUAGUAGUCUGUGUUUCUCGAAGCAGGCACUGUAA
Molecule: messenger RNA, 1347 nt
Organism: Aspergillus clavatus NRRL 1
Lineage: Eukaryota; Fungi; Ascomycota; Eurotiomycetes; Eurotiales; Aspergillaceae
Product: putative beta-ketoacyl synthase (Cem1)
Exons: 8
Coding region: 1-1347 (448 amino acids)
Biological process (GO): fatty acid biosynthetic process
Molecular function (GO): 3-oxoacyl-[acyl-carrier-protein] synthase activity
Source: RefSeq, a predicted model, not a curated record